AUGCGGGUGAUCUAUCUCCCUGGCAGGUCUGUCUUAAAUUCAUCUGCCUCGUCGUCGUCGUCUUCUGCGUCCGUUACCACCCGUGGUUUCCAGCCCCAUGUUACCCAAACCUUCGACAUCACAAUAGCAGAAGAAAGUGUCGAGAUGCUUGAGUAUAUAUUUGGUUUAUUUAUACCAGAUGUUGUCAGAUUGAUUUAUGACCGAUAUUGCAACCGCCCAAGUUCAACCCCAAAUGCCGAUGACCGAAUGGUGUAUGUCUCCGGGCAUCUCGCCUCUCUUAACCUACGACAAUACGACCACAUGGGCCACCAAGAACCACUCGCUUAUAUUGAUCUUACUCGUCAGAUUCAAGAAGCAAUCACGGACCUAAGAUUCUCACACGUCUUCGGUACCCAGACCCUCGCUCACUAG
Molecule: messenger RNA, 411 nt
Organism: Penicillium samsonianum
Lineage: Eukaryota; Fungi; Ascomycota; Eurotiomycetes; Eurotiales; Aspergillaceae
Exons: 1
Coding region: 1-411 (136 amino acids)
Source: RefSeq, a predicted model, not a curated record